Molecule: messenger RNA, 2886 nt
Organism: Pungitius pungitius (ninespine stickleback)
Lineage: Eukaryota; Metazoa; Chordata; Actinopteri; Perciformes; Gasterosteidae
Gene: nadk2
Product: NAD kinase 2, mitochondrial
Exons: 12
Coding region: 530-1807 (425 amino acids)
Biological process (GO): NAD+ metabolic process; NADP+ biosynthetic process
Cellular component (GO): mitochondrion
Molecular function (GO): NAD+ kinase activity
Source: RefSeq, a predicted model, not a curated record
UCUCAGUUGUGCACGUGGCUGUGAAGGCUUCGCGGACACGCGCUGCUCUCUGACGUCACGCAGCAUACGUACAGCUCGGCGACGUGCCGGGAUCGCACGGUAACGUACGCGCCGUGAGGCCAGUGUGUCCGCUGUAGUCGUCUGUCCUUCCCCGCUUUACCUCGAUAUAAAAGUGGGUCAGACCCGAAGAGCGAGCCCCAGGUCCGGUGUGUCUUAUGGUAAGAGUGUCGUCUUUGAUAGCAGGAGCGCUAGCUUAAGUGCUAACUGCUAGCUUCUUCUGCUCUAAUACGGAUGGUAGGUAAAUACCGGGCCGACUGUGUCCGUUCUCACUGGAGCAUACCGCGAUAGAAGUAAACCACGUGCCGACCGGGAGCGCUGGACGUGAGUCCCACGUCUGUGGGUACAGAAUCUCCUCUGGUCGCGGAAGUGACAUGUGACCCACGGGUCCACUACGGAACGACAGAGCCCCGAUCCGACACGUGCAACGGGGCAUGCUCCGGACUUCGUGGCGGUGUUCUCACUUGUCAAGAUGAGUGGUCUCUCUGGGGGGAAGUGGGUGCGCCUCGGGCUGCGGGCUGUCCGUCUGCUCAACGGAACCUCUCCUCGACCCUUCCACGCUUCCGUGAGCGUCGCCGCGUCGCCGCCCACGGAUGGGUUCAAACCGGCCAAAGUCGCAGUUGUUACGAAGACGACGCGGUACGAGUUCGAGCAGCAGCGGUACCUGUACGCGGGGCUCUCUGAAGAGGACCUGACACAACUGCUCGCUAUGAAGGGCUCCAGCUACAGCGGCCUGCUGGAGAGACACAACAUCCACACCAGCAACGUGCAACACGUCGUGACCAGCCUGCGGAGAGAAGGCAUCGAGGUGCGCGUGGUGAAGAGAGGAGAAUAUGAUGAAGAAGUAGUCCGAUGGGCGGAUGCCAUCAUCUCUGCUGGAGGUGACGGGACUAUGCUACUUGUUGCCAGUAAGGUUUUAAGCAAGGACAAACCAGUUGUGGGUGUCAACACAGACCCUGAGAGGUCAGAAGGUCAUCUCUGCCUGCCGGUGCACUACACGCAUGCCUUCCCCGAGGCCCUGGAGAAACUCUGCCGUGGUGAGUUCAGGUGGUUGUGGCGUCAGAGGACCCGCGUGCACUUGGAAGGAACAGGAAUCAACCCCACCCCCGUGGACCUGCACGAACAGCAGCUGAGCCUGGAGCAGCACAGCCGAGCUCACCGCAUCAGCACCCGGGGCAGCGAUCAGAGGGCCGGAACGCUACAUGACAGCUUCUCUGGGGCUCGUCUGCUUCCUAUCAGAAGUCUGAAUGAGAUCUUCAUCGGAGAGUCUCUGUCCUCCAGGGCUUCCUACUACGAGAUCUCUGUGGAUGACGGCCCGUGGGAGAAGCAGAAGAGUUCAGGACUCAGCGUCUGCACAGGAACAGGAUCCAAAGCGUGGUCAUAUAACAUCAACAAACUGACCCAACAAGCUGUGGAGGAGGUUCUAGACAUCGGAAAGUCUCAAAUGGGUCUUGAUAUCCCACUUAAUCGUGACAUCAUUGAAAAAGUGACGGAUGAGUACAACGAGUCUCUGGUGUUCAGUCCGGAUGACAGGCGCUUGUUCUACAGCAUCAGGGAGCCCAUCAUCAACAGAGUGUUCUCCAGUAGCCAGCAGAGAGGCUUCGCCAGCAGGGUGUCCGUGCGCUCCCGCUGCUGGGACGCCUGCAUGGUGGUUGAUGGCGGCACUUCAUUCGAGUUUAACGACGGCGCCAUCGCUACCAUCAGCAUGACUGAGGAGGAUCAGCUGCGGACCGUUGUUCUGGAACAUUGAGAUGAGUCUUGAGCGGUUUCUCUCCAGGCCACUGCUAAAAAGGAAGCGUUUAGCCUCCACAAGUGGUGAAUAAUGUUACACCUGAAAGAAAGGGGUUUCCAGUGUUCCUCCUGAGGCCCAACACCUUUUAUGACCCUGGCUCACAAAUAUAAAAUGCUUACCUUGGUGCACGGGAGCGAGCCCCACUGGUUGGCCAGUUGUCUCUGUGCUCCCACCUCAGGUAACUGCUAAUAGAUGUCAUUAGUUAGCAUUGUAAGCAAUUAACAAGUUUGAGCUCUGAUAAUUCAUCUACUUUUAAUUAAAUCCUUUCGAGAUGAAUUCAAAAAUCCUAUUUUUUCAAUACACUAUAAUAUCAUCUAAAUUGGAUUAACUAGGACCCAUUAUAAAUGAGACUUAUUGUGAUACGCUCUGAAUUUCUGUUUUGAACAGUUUUAUCAAUAUUUUUAUAUCUUGCAGUGGAUUCCUCAGACAGCUGGUCAGUCGUUUUUAAAGCAAACGUUACGCUGACUGUAGCAAAGUGUGGCUCUACUGAGUAUUUGUGGGAGCGGGACGGUGUGUGUGGGACUGGGGCUAAAUAAAGUACAGUGUGAGUGAUGUUGAGGAAGAGUCCUAAUGGAGUGCUGGUCUGAGGAAGACUUGCACACACUACUUGUUGGUAGAAUCACUCCCUGCUGGUUUGGGUCUGCUCAUGAGAUUCAAGGACCCCCGCUGACGUCUCUGGUGCUUGUUUAAAGGUUUAUGUGGUGAGCUGAAAGAACAGUCCGUCUGUUGACUGGAGAUAUUUUUGUUACAAAGCUUAUUUUGUUCUAGCUGAACCAUUUUUGCUCUGGGGAAAGAUGUGCAAGCUUACAAGGGCAAUGUGCUGUGUGACUCGGUCCACAGAGCCGUGUGGUACCUCGAGGAUCAGAAGUGAUUCUUUGCACAUGCUUCUGAAAGGUUGUUGCGGUCUGGGGUUGGAACUGAUCUCGCACAAAGGGAAGUGACGUUAAAAUCAUGGAAACAAUGUUGGAACAAUGCUCAAGUUGGCACUAUAAAGAUUGUAGGUGUAAAGAUUUCUAAGGAAUCCAGCACAUCUCUUG